This is a messenger RNA of Pyrenophora tritici-repentis Pt-1C-BFP, 1275 nucleotides long. Its product is annotated as Dfp, Phosphopantothenoylcysteine synthetase-decarboxylase. Gene Ontology annotation, molecular function: phosphopantothenate--cysteine ligase activity. Gene Ontology annotation, biological process: coenzyme A biosynthetic process. NCBI's taxonomy places the organism in Eukaryota, Fungi, Ascomycota, Dothideomycetes, Pleosporales, Pleosporaceae. The record is from RefSeq and is a predicted model, not a curated record. Gene Ontology annotation, cellular component: cytoplasm; nucleus.
AUGACGGAUACAACGAGCGCACAGCAGGCCGAGAGCCACUACUUCGAUAACGAACCUCCGCCAAAGGACCUCAAAACCAACACGACCCUUGCACGAGAGUUUGUCACGCGACAUGCUAACGAAGGUCUCCGCGUCGUGCUCGUCACUUCUGGCGGCACCACGGUGCCAUUAGAACAGCAGACGGUCCGUUACAUUGACAAUUUCUCGGCCGGUACGCGAGGAGCCACCAGUGCCGAAUACUUUCUCCAAAACGGCUAUGCAGUCAUCUUCCUACAUCGACAGUUCUCCCUUCUCCCCUACUCGCGGCACUACUCGCACAAUACGCGGUCCUUUCUCGAUUUCAUGAAGGAGGAGGGCGGCAAGGUGGUGGUGGAUGAACAACACCAGGAUCAGAUGCUACGUGUCUUGCGCCAGUACAAUGAGGUCAAGCGUGAGAACAAGCUGUUGAUCCUGUCCUACGUAACCAUCACCGAGUACCUGUGGAACCUGCGCGAGGUUGCGCAGCUCAUGCGUCCGCUUGGGCCCAAAGCCAUGUUCUACUUAGCUGCCGCCGUAUCCGAUUUCUUCGUGCCUCAGGACCGCAUGGUUGAACAUAAGAUCCAGUCAAAUGAAGAGUUCCACCAAGGUACAGAUGGCGCCAGUGGGGGCAACGUGAAACCACCAGCGGCACGCACCGAAGGCAAGAGUCUCAUAAUCGAUCUGGAGCCCGUACCCAAGUUCCUCAAGCAGCUCGUCGAUGGCUGGGCGCCCGAAGCCAUGAUUGUAAGCUUCAAGCUGGAGACCGAUCCUUCUCUACUCGUCACAAAGGCCAGAUAUGCACUAAACAAAUACUCACAUCACCUGGUUAUCGGAAAUCUACUGCUCACUCGCAAGUGGGAGGUCGUUUUUGUUUCCGUGCUCGAUGGCGAGAAAUGGAUCAGAGUGCCCACCAGCCGCAGGACGAAGAGCCUGUCUGGUAUGCCAUCCCUGGUCGGCUCCGCAGAUCAACAAUCAGGGAAAGUUGUAGAAGCGGGUGCGUCCAUUGCCAUAGAGAAAGGAGUACCACAAGGCGAGCCAUCUAUGGAAAUCGAAUCCCUAAUCAUCCCUGAGAUCGAGUCCAUGCAUACUAGGCUGAUAGAGCAAGCCCAGGCACGAGAUUUAGCCAAAGAAUAAUAUGCAACAUCAUAGCAAUCAUCUCAAAUCAUCUAAAAGAUCUUUUCCAUGUAUAAUAGAUUGUUAAAGGAAGCAAAGGCAAGUGCUUGAGCUUCUUGGAAUAACACGUACCAUCAUCAGAAG